Messenger RNA from Cladophialophora psammophila CBS 110553, 1776 nucleotides. RefSeq lists its product as uncharacterized. Lineage: Eukaryota; Fungi; Ascomycota; Eurotiomycetes; Chaetothyriales; Herpotrichiellaceae. Bases 1 to 1776 code for a protein of 591 amino acids. The record is from RefSeq and is a predicted model, not a curated record. The transcript has 5 exons.
AUGGCCUUCCACUGGGAAGGACACCAUCUCAUUGCUAGUGGAAGAACAAAACCGGAUCUUUUCUUCACUGAAACUGCGGCCGCCAUCUGCAUUAUGUCCCACUCCGUUCCUCCAAAGUCGUCAUCAACUGCAACGUCGAUUACGACCGACACCAGCCAUCUCGAAGAUCGGAUAGCCCUACUUUCUUCUCUGGUGAGAGAGCACUCGGGCAACAUGAAGCUGGAUCAAGAUACCAACCUUGUCGACGCGGGGCUGGACUCCCUUUUGGGCAUCGAGCUUGUCAACGACAUUCUCUCCCCAAACCAUCGAAAACCCAGUGCUCAGUGGUAUGAGACUGGAUUCUCUGGAUUCUGGAAGCAAAUCUACCCCCUCCAGUCCAGAUUGGCGCUUGCCUAUGUGGUUGAAGCCUUUGAAAAACUGGGCUGCACGAGCAACUCUUUCAGCGGCUUCUGCGAAUUCUCAGGGACGGCGGGCUGCUUGUUUCAGACGGGAAACAACCUGAUCCGAACCGAGACAGAGAUUGACAAGCAAAGCUCGGGUGCCGUUUACGAAAACAUCCUGGUUAAAUAUCCCCAGCAUGGCCUUGAGCAUAAGCUUCUCCGCGUCGCAGGUUCGCAGCUGGCAGAAUGUUUACGUGGCGCAUACGAUGCCUCUCAGCUACCGGUCCGGAACACCGAGAACAGAGAACUUCUAGAUCUCGAAAUUGGUGGCGGUGGCGGCGCCGGAGGAGGAGCAGGGACCAUCCAAACCAUUAUUGGGCUUCAUGAUCGCAGCAAGGUCUCGUAUACGUACACAUUCACGGACAAAUCACCCUCACGUGUUGCGGAAGUCAGACGGCAAUUCCAAAGUAACGCUUCCAUGAAAUUCAUGGCACUGAACGUGGACGAGCCUGCACCUACGGAGCUCCUCGGCAAAUUCCACACUGUCAAAUCUGCACACGGUGUGCAGGCCACGCGGAAUCUGGAGCAGUCUCUUGGGACCAUUCGCAACAUGCUCAGAGAGGACGGUUUCCUUGUGCUAGUUGAGCUCACGCGGAACAUGUACUGGUUUGACCUCGUCUUCGGUCUGUUUGAUGACGGUUCUUGGUUGUUCCAUGAUGAUGGUGGCGGCCGGCAGCAACAUGUCCCAGUAGAUGAAAGGACCUGGCAGCGUGAUCUCAGAAAGGCCGGCUUCAAGCACGUGUCCUGGACGGACGGCGCCAGCGAGGGGUCACGGACUCUGAGGAUAAUCACGGGCUUUGUCCGACACGCCGAGAAUGCGAAAUUCGUUCCUAGUCCAUCUCCGAGACCGAAAUCCAGAAUCGAGAAUCUCGUGUGGAGCCAGGUAGAGGACGUCCUUCUCUAUGCUGAUGUCUAUCUGCCGGAUGAAAACGAACCAGAUGGCAAAGCACGGCCGAUUGCGUCACUGAUCCAUGGAGGUGGCCAUGUCAUGUUCACAAGGAAGGACCUGGGACCCAAGCUGAUCCCACUGCUUCUUGAGAAAGGCUUCCAGCCCAUCAGCGUCGAAUAUCGAUUCUGUCCCGAGCUCACACUGAAUGAAGGGCCGAUGAACGAUGACAGUGACGCGCUUGGACGCGCAAGACACAAAGUGCCACGGCUCAAGUUUUUCAAAUCUUCCCAAGUUGUCCCAGACGGGAACCGGGUCGUCGCUAUCGGCCGGUCCACGGGGGGUCAUCUCGCCAUGACGUUGCCGUAUACUCCCCCCUGCAAAAGGCAUCAAACCUCCCGAUUCUGUGCUGGGACUUUAUGGGCCGACCGACUACGAGUCAGACUGUGA